ACCUUCUUGCUGGUCAUUAAUUGUGAUUGCUACAUAUAGUUUAAUUUGUUAGGCUACUGUGAUUGUUACUCACAGUUAAUCCUGCCUAACUUCUCUUGGUUUGGGCAAUUCUUUUAAUCUCCUGUACACUGUCAUGCUGCAUUUCCUAUAUAAAGCCCUUCCUUCCUUGCAACAUUUGGCCACGCAAGACGCUAGCUCACUUUAAGCAUCAGCUGGACAUUGCGAGACUGAGCUCACUAGCUGUGACUGGAGCUGAGUAGCUGGCUCUCUGAAUCUAGACAUGGCUCUGUCCACGUUAAUCCUUGCUGUUCUUGUCAUGAGCAGCACACCUGGCGCGCUCGCGGCCCGCGAGCUCGCCGGCGGCGAUGCCGCCGCCGCGGGCCAUGUGGCCAUGGCAUCGAGGCACGAGAAGUGGAUGGCGGAGCACGGGAGGACGUACAGGGACGAGGACGAGAAGGCGCGGCGGCGGGAGGUGUUCGGGGCGAACGCCAAGCUGAUCGACUCGUUCAACGCCGCCGCGGAGGCGGAGGGCGGCAGCCACCGGCUGGCCACCAACAAGUUCGCCGACCUCACCGACGACGAGUUCCGCGCGGCGAGGACAGGUUACCAGCGCCCGCCGUCCGUGGCCGGCGGCGGCAGCGGCGGCCGGUUCAGGUACGAGAACUUCAGCCUCGCCGCCGCGCCGCAGGGCAUGGACUGGAGGGCGAUGGGCGCCGUCACCGGCGUCAAGGACCAAGGCUCGUGCGGUUGCUGCUGGGCGUUCUCGGCGGUGGCGGCGGUGGAAGGGCUGACGAAGAUCAGGACGGGGCAGCUGGUGUCGCUGUCGGAGCAGGAGCUGGUCGACUGCGACAUCCGCGGCGAGGACCAGGGCUGCGACGGCGGCCUCAUGGACAACGCGUUCCAGUACAUCGCCCGCCGCGGCGGCCUCGCCGCGGAGUCGUCCUACCCGUACCGCGGCGUGGACGGGGCGUGCCGCGGGCGCGCGGCGGCGGCGUCGUCGUCCUCCAUCCGGGGGUUCCAGGACGUGCCGGCCAACAACGAGGGCGCGCUCAUGGCGGCCGUGGCGCACCAGCCGGUGUCCGUGGCCAUCAACGGCGCGGGCUACGUGUUCCGGUUCUACGACCGCGGCGUGCUCGGCGGCGCCGGGUGCGGCACGGAGCUCAACCACGCCGUGACGGCGGUCGGCUACGGCACGGCCAGCGAUGGCACGGGCUACUGGCUGAUGAAGAACUCGUGGGGCGCGUCCUGGGGCGAGGGCGGCUACGUCAGGAUCCGCCGCGGCGUCGGCCAGGAGGGCGCCUGCGGCAUCGCCAAGAUGGCCUCGUACCCCGUCUGAUUUAUUACACCCAACAAUCACAUAAUCACAUUAUUAAUUACAUUAUUAAUUGGAUCAGUCAACCAAGAUUUCAAGGCGUGUGUAUGUAUGCAUAGCGCCACUGCACCGUGUAAAUUGUCUCUAUUCUGCACCGGCCGGCCCAUGCAAAAGCCUGCAGGUUGGACGCGCUGGACUGUACGUAGUGUGUUUACUCAUAGUGUGUAUGAUGUACAUUAAUACAUAUAUGAUUAUAUGAAUGAACAUAAACUAUAUUAUUGUACAUAUU
Molecule: messenger RNA, 1601 nt
Organism: Oryza brachyantha (malo sina)
Lineage: Eukaryota; Viridiplantae; Streptophyta; Magnoliopsida; Poales; Poaceae
Product: senescence-specific cysteine protease SAG39-like
Exons: 2
Coding region: 281-1336 (351 amino acids)
Cellular component (GO): lysosome
Molecular function (GO): cysteine-type endopeptidase activity
Source: RefSeq, a predicted model, not a curated record